AUGAGUACCAUUCGCAUCGCUGCCUCGGCCGCCACGGCCCUCUUGUACUGGUCUCAACCUGCCAAGGCCGGUGGUCUGGCUGAUAUUGACCAUGUUGUCCUUUUUAUGCAGGAGAAUCGUGCCUUCGACCACUACUUUGGCACUAUGCCUGGUGUCCGUGGCUUUGCUGAUGCUAAUCUCCAGAUGAAUGGCGAUAAGCCCGUCUGGAACCAGGUCGUCGACUCCACGAUGACCACCAAAGCGGACCACAUCAACCCUUGGUACCUCAAUUACCUUGGUGACCAGUGGAAUGACAUUACACAGUGCAUGUAUGCUGGCAGCAACGGUUGGUUUGAGAACCAUGCAGCCUGGAACCAUGGCAGCAACGACCACUGGGCCUUGAACAAUACCGUCUAUAGUAUCGGUUACUUUCAGAAAACGGACAUUCCCAUUCAGUGGGCUCUUGCGGACGGCUGGGUCGUCGGCGAUAUGUACCAAGAAGGUGUUGUUGCCUCUACAAACCCCAACAGAGUUACUUGGAUCUCUGGCUCGAUCAACUCCCCGGGAAGCCCUCAGAAGCCUGACCAAGGCGGCAACCCAUACAUUGACAACAACGAAACCCCAGGCUGCGAGGCCGGCGGCAUCAACUGCUACCCGCUCAAGUGGAAGACGACGGGUGAGAUGUUUGAAAAGGCCAACGUCUCUUGGACUGUCUUCCAGGACGCGGAUAACUUCGACGACAACCCGUACGCCUGGUUCGGCCAGUUCCAGGAUGCCCCCGAGUCGUCACCUCUCUACAAAAAGGGUAUGGUAGGCUCUUCGAUGGACUCCUUCUACGAGCGCGCCGCCAACGGUACUCUGCCUGAGCUGUCGUACAUUAUCGGCCCAACGGUGCUCUCGGAGCACACGCCCUACAUGCCCAAGGACGGUGGCUGGCUCCAGCGCAAGAUUGCCGACGCCAUCAUCAAGUCGCCAAAAUACAACAAGACGGCCCUCAUCUACUCGUACGAUGAAACCGGCGGCUGGGCCGACCACGUUGAUCCCUUCCGCUCCCCCAAGGGCACGGCUGGCGAGUGGCUCGAGGACCCCUACGGCAAGGUGGGCUACACCUUUACUGGCCCCGGCUACCGCGUGCCCUUUUACAUCAUCUCCCCCUGGACGCGCAAGGGUGGCGUGUACACCGAGCACUCGGACCACAACUCGCAGAUCCUGUUCCUGGAGAAGUGGCAGGAGGCCAAGGGCCGCGACGUCAAGACGGACGAAAUGGUGCCCUGGCGCCGCGAAAACAUGGGCGACCUCGUCAACGCGUUUGACUUUCAGAAUCCGGACUUUGAUGUCGUGGAGUUGCCGGACACGCCCGAGCCGCAUAAGAAUACCAAGGGCCAGUGGGACGGCGCGUCGUACUGCCGGGCCAGUCACACGGAGCAUCAGCCUCCCGCACCGUACACGGGUCCCGGUGCCAUCCAGGAUAUGACCACGGUUGUCGGAGAAGGCUUCAAGCCCGUCCGCGGCAAGCUCACCGAGGGCCGGUACCUGACGUUUGAGAGCAAUGGUCAGGCGCUGACAGCCAUGAAGUGCGGCGGCAACAAGAAGCCCGUCCUGCAGGCCGCCACGGCGAAGCAUGAGAAGAAGGCCCAGCGCUGGGUCGUCCAUGUCGUCGAGCUCGGCGGCAGCGAUUUUACUAUUAGCAACGUGGCCUGCGGAGAGUACAUCUGCGCCGGUGGAAUCCUCUGCGGUAGCAAAGAUAAGGCGGCUGUAUUUACCAUUGGGUACACCUCGGGCAAGGGGUACACUCUGUUCGAAAAGGACACAAACAAGUUCUGGGGUGCCGGUAACGGCAGCGGGUCGCCCUCAUCUGGAAAGGAGCCCGGCUACUGGCAGGCAUUUAGCGUCAAGUACUAG
Cordyceps militaris CM01 is the source of this 1881-nucleotide messenger RNA. Its product is annotated as non-hemolytic phospholipase C precursor, putative. Bases 1 to 1881 code for a protein of 626 amino acids. The transcript is spliced from 3 exons. Gene Ontology annotation, molecular function: hydrolase activity, acting on ester bonds. The record is from RefSeq and is a predicted model, not a curated record. Lineage: Eukaryota; Fungi; Ascomycota; Sordariomycetes; Hypocreales; Cordycipitaceae.